This is a messenger RNA of Salmo salar (Atlantic salmon), 2234 nucleotides long. RefSeq names its product angiopoietin-related protein 3. The record is from RefSeq and is a predicted model, not a curated record. NCBI's taxonomy places the organism in Eukaryota, Metazoa, Chordata, Actinopteri, Salmoniformes, Salmonidae. Gene Ontology annotation, biological process: cholesterol homeostasis; phospholipid homeostasis; phospholipid catabolic process.
GUACUGUGUCCUGUGGCGUCUUUUCAAGGGAAGAGGGGACUCAAGUGGCCGGCUGGCCAGCUCACCAACAACACGAGACGGUCUAAAGACAGAAACAAACAACAUCAUGAAGCUAACGCUAACCUUUAUGUUCGUACUUGUGGCUUCUUGGCCAAUGGUACUCUGCACCAAGGAGGAGCCCAUGUCCGAAGACCCUCACCUCCUUCAGGUUCCCGCCGUCGAGGCCCGCUCCCGCUUCGCCGCUCUGGACGACGUGCGUCUCCUGGCCAAUGGUCUCCUCCAGCUUGGCCACAGCCUCAGGGACUUCGUCCACAAGACCAAGGGCCAGAUCAAUGACAUCUUCCAGAAACUCAACAUAUUCGACCACUCCUUCAACCAGCUCUCUGUGCUGGCCAGCGAGAUCAAGGAGGAAGAGGAGGAGUUGAAGAAGACCACGGUGGUGCUCAAGGCCAACAACGAGGAGAUCAAGAGCCUAUCGCUGGAGAUCAACUCCAAGGUGGAGAGCAUACUGCAGGAGCGUAGCCAGCUUCAAAGCAAGGUGGGCGGGCUGGAGGAGAAAUUGAGCGGCCUGUCUCAGGGCCUGGUGCCCGCCGAGCAGCUGGUUGAGAUCAGCACACUGAAGGAUGUGAUCCACACCCAGGAGAGAAGCAUCGCUGAGCUGCUGAAGGCUGUGAAAGAGCAGAGCGACCAGCUUGUUCACCAGAGGAGCAAGAUCAAGACUCUGGAGGAGAAGCUCACCUAUAACCCUUUCAUGCAAGAGACCAUUGAGAAACCAUCUGACAACUUCCAGUCUGUCAUGCCGGACCUCACUGGGUAUCUGACCAACACCUCUGCAAAUGGCAGCUUUGACAUGACAGAUCUUCCAUCAGACUGUUGUGAGCUAUUUACCAGGGGCGAGAGAGCCAGUGGAAUGUACACCAUCAAGCCUAACCAAUCCGAGCCCUUCAUGGUCUACUGCGACAUGGAUCAAGAUGGAGGGGCUACUAUAAUCCAGAGAAGGAAGGAUGGGUCCGUGAAUUUCGAUCAGAAUUGGGAGAAGUAUGAAAACGGAUUUGGAGACUUUCAAGGGGAGUUCUGGCUGGGUCUGAAGAAGGUCCACUCCCUGGCUAGUCAAGGUGACUCUUUCCUGAACAUCCAACUGGAGGACUGGAAACAGGGCAAACGCUUCAUCGAAUACAACUUCUCUCUGGAUGGACCAGAGGCCCAGUAUACUAUCCACCUCUCACAGGCAUCCGGAAAUCUGCCUGAUGCAAUGAGCAACCGUACCGGUACGAAGUUCUCCACUAAGGACCGGGACAAUGACAACCUUGAAGACUCACACUGCGCUUACACCUACACAGGUGGCUGGUGGUUCAAAGCUUGUGGAGACACCAAUCUGAACGGGAGAUACAUCCACGUGAGACCCAAGGGACAUUCAGAGUGUAGGAGGGGAAUCCACUGGAAGCCCACCAGAGGGGCCUCCUACUACCUCCGAUCCACCCAGAUCUCCAUUCGCUCCACCCCCACCACUACGGCCACCUCAACCUCCUCAGAAACAGGCAACUUCCGCUGAGAACAAACAUGGACGUAUGGACAGAAACAAGACAUUGACCAACCUUUGGCAAAGAUACAUGUGACUGACAGUCCCUGACAACAAGGCCUUAAGGAGAUUUAGGAGUCCAGUUUAGUCAGGUCUCUUCUGUCGACUGCACAGUGGGACCACGUUGAUUAAACAGGACUCUAAGCCACUGUUUGUCUUAUAGCUAAUCUAAAAAGGACUCGCUUCUCUUCUCCCCUUCAACAUUAAAGGCUUUGGGACACAAGGAACCAAAUGAAUUGUCAACCAUUUUUAUACUCAGUUUAGCGUUGUAAUUUUGGGGUGAAAUUGAUUGAUAACAUCCUCCUAUUGUUACAUGCAUUUGUGGAAUCCUAUAGAGCUCUCGUUCAAGCAUUGUAAACUAUGCAUUAACGGUGGGCGGUAUUCAUACCUGUGAUCUGCGCACAAACCUCGUAAAUAUGCAAAGCCUACAUAAUUCUUUCAUGUCAAAUUUGUGUUAAACGUGCAUAUCUUAAGUCUGAAUAUAACCAGGUAUGAAGUGGUGAGGAAUUGGAUGGACAGCACACAGGCAUCCACCUUAAUGACAGCAGUUAUCACCGGGGUCUUAGUCACAUUGACUCUCAGCACAUCUGUACUGUAAAUACUGUAUUUUUGUUACUAUUUUUACAGUUCUGGAAAAUAAAUCAUAUUUAUGACA